UACUAAAACAAAGACUGCUUCUUUAAGUCAACGUUAAAAUAAAAGAAUUAGCUUAAAUUUUGUAAAUGAUUAAUAAUUUAAUACGGAGUAGUAUUGUAUAACAAUCUACAUCCAACACAUAAAUCCAACCCAUCAACUAGCUACUAACUUUCAUCUAAUCGAUCUUAAAUCCUUCUGAUUAACAAUGGAAAUUCCUAAUCCCAGCUAUGGGAUUUGGUUAGCGCUGAGUAUUAUUUCUCUGAUGAUACUGACCAUCAUAGCAGAAGAUCAAGCGGUUCAUAAUCAUCAUGAUAUACUUACUGAUAUUGAUGAUCAGAUUAAUGAUGAUGAUGAUCCAUACAGGACUUCGUAUCACUUUCAGCCACCACAAAAUUGGAUGAAUGAUCCAAAUGGACCAAUGAUUUACAACGGCAUAUAUCACUUAUUUUACCAAUAUUAUCCUGAACCUGUUUGGCACACUGAAAUUGUAUGGGGACACUCAACAUCAACCGAUUUAAUCAACUGGACACCACAACCAAUUGCCCUUUCUCCAUCGGAACCUUACGACAUCAACGGAUGUUGGUCGGGAUCUGCUACCAUACUCCCCGGUAAUAAGCCCGCCAUCCUAUACACAGGUAUUGACAACCAAAAUAACCAAGUUCAAAAUAUAGUCGUACCUAAAAACCUGUCAGACCCUUACCUUAAGGAAUGGGUUAAGAUCCCCCAAAAUCCAUUAAUGGUUGGCACACCCAAUAACAGCAACAUUAUCGACGCUUCUGCUUUCAGAGAUCCAUCUACUGCAUGGAAAUUACCAGAUGGUAAGUGGAGAGUAAUCGUCGGUACUCAACAAGGAAAGCGCGGAUUAGCUGCUCUUUUCACGAGUGAGGACUUCAUAAAUUGGAGCAUUACAGAACACCCUCUUCAUUCAGCUGAGGAUAACGGCAUUUGGGAGUGCCCAGAUUAUUUCCCGGUUUAUAUUGGAAAGUCAUUAGGUGCUGAUACGUCUGUUAUUGGUAGAAAUGUUAAGCAUGUCCUAAAAUUAAGCAUAUUUGACACUCAAUAUGAGUACUAUACUAUCGGAAGGUACGACAUUGAUAAGGACAUUUACGUACCAGACGAGGGAUCAAUUGAAAAUGUUAUGGGUUUAAGGUAUGAUUAUGGUAAAUAUUACGCGUCAAAGUCAUUCUUUGACGAUAAGACUAAUCGCAGAAUAUUAUUGGGUUGGGUCAAUGAGUCCUCAACUCAAACAGAAGAUAUCAAAAAGGGUUGGUCCGGACUUCAGGCAAUUCCAAGAACAAUUGUGCUUGAUAAAUCUGGAAAACAAUUGGUGCAAUGGCCUCUCACAGAAGUUGAAACUCUACGAGAAAAUCAAGUAGAAUUGCUCUCUCAAGUAAUUCGAGGAGGAUCACUCGUUGAAAUAUCCGGAGUCACAGCCUCUCAGGCGGAUGUGGAAAUUUCAUUCAAAGUACCAGAAUUAAAGGACGUCGAGGAAUUAGACCCAACAUGGACCAACCCAAAAAUAUUGUGUAGCAGGAAAGGAGCAUCAAUUGAAGGAAAACUUGGACCAUUUGGAGUAUUAACACUUGCUUCCAAUGGCCUAGAAGAGUACACUGCAGUCUUCUUCAGAAUCUUCAAAGGCUCAAACAAAUAUGUGGUCUUAAUGUGCAGUGACCAAACCAGGUCUUCUCUGAAUCCAACUACUGAUAAACUAAGUUUCGGUACAUUUGUGAACGUCGAUCCUGUCAAUGAUGCGUUAUUCUUGAGGAUUUUGAUUGAUCAUUCCAUUGUGGAGAGCUUUGGGGACAAUGGUAAAAGUUGCAUGACUGCGCGAGUUUAUCCAACACUAGCUACAAACGACAAAGCAAAAUUGUAUGUGUUCAACAAUGGAACAGAGGAUGUGAAAAUUACUAAAUUGAGUGUUUGGAGUAUGAAGAAUGCUCAAAUGAAUCUCCCAACAGAUAAUUAUAGUUCCAAUAUAUGAGUAAUAUCACAAGAUCGCACAAGAUACAUGCUGAUACACAUGAGUUAUAACGAAUCAUUGUGAUUCUAUUGCCUUAAGAAACAUUGAUUUCAUAUUUAUAUGAUUUUUUAUUCUUCAGGUAUCUCAGAGUUUCAACAUUAUCUACUAGUAUUUUAUGCACGCGAUGUAAGGAUGAAUUUUAAAAUGCAUGUAUGCUGAUUUAUUAACGUAUAAUGACUAUAUCGUUUGAGUGUAGUAAA
Molecule: messenger RNA, 2199 nt
Organism: Spinacia oleracea (spinach)
Lineage: Eukaryota; Viridiplantae; Streptophyta; Magnoliopsida; Caryophyllales; Amaranthaceae
Product: fructan 6-exohydrolase
Exons: 7
Coding region: 185-1960 (591 amino acids)
Biological process (GO): carbohydrate metabolic process
Molecular function (GO): hydrolase activity, hydrolyzing O-glycosyl compounds
Source: RefSeq, a predicted model, not a curated record